This is a messenger RNA of Teleopsis dalmanni, 3015 nucleotides long. It is a transcript of the gene Klp10A, whose product is annotated as kinesin-like protein Klp10A. The transcript is spliced from 7 exons. Gene Ontology annotation, molecular function: microtubule motor activity; microtubule binding; ATP binding. Lineage: Eukaryota; Metazoa; Arthropoda; Insecta; Diptera; Diopsidae. The record is from RefSeq and is a predicted model, not a curated record. Gene Ontology annotation, biological process: microtubule-based movement. Bases 523 to 2715 code for a protein of 730 amino acids.
CCAUGUGUACAAUACAAAAAGCAAAAUUCUCGAGAUUUCUCAAAUUGUUGGACUGUUGAAACUGUGACUAUUUUUAAUGUAUACGUAAUGCUAAAUUAAUGUUAGAAGUAUUCAAAUUCGGUCAUAUCAUAUAUAUUUUGGUAAUAUAAAAAUUCUCAAUGCACAGUUUAAGUCUCAUUCGAGUGUUCGAGAGGUAAAGAAAUUUUAAGAAACGAGCGCCAAUUCGACUUUAUUCGAGUGUCGAAUGUCAGUUGGAUUUCGAAAUAAAAGUGAAUAUACGAAUUAGCCGACAGAACAGAGAAGCGAUUUAUUUCGCCUUAGCGCCGCAGCUGUUUGUGCCUAUGUAUUUUUGCUUUGUGAGUAAUCACAUCAACUGAAAAUCUUGAAUCGGACCCCCACGCCAAUCGUCGAUUAAAAUAUUAAAGUUUAAACAGAUUUAUAUAAAAACAAUAAUUGUAAGUAUCAAUUUGGUAAAAUUUAACUCAUCAACCAUUAAGACGUAAACGUUCCGAUAUACCAACAAUGGAAUGUAUAUCUGUUGGACAAAGUGUGAAGAUUAAGCGUACAGAUGGUCGUAUACAUCCAGCAGUUGUAUCGAAAAUUAAUGAGAUGGGUAAAUCGAUCACAGUCGAGUGGUAUGAAAGAGGAGAGACAAAAGGAAAAGAAGUCGAGCUGGACGCCAUAUUAAAUUUAAAUCCAGAGAUCUUUAGCGUUGAACAGGAGCAACACUCUGCACCUGAACCAAAAAAGCAAGCUACUUCUGUAUUAAAUAAUAUUAUGAGAAAUCCGACACAAAGUGCGAUUGGUCACCGCACCGGUAGAUCAACUAUAAACUCUACACUAUUAGCAUCCACAUCAGAAGCACAAGAAAAUUUACCACCACCAUCAACUACAGGAAUCGCACGCUCUCGCACGACAAGCAAUACAAACCGAUUAGGCACUGCAAAUCAAUACCCGACCACUAUCAGCGCAACAACAAUAGGACCCAAUACAAAUACCAGUAAUAUGGGACCGCGAAGGUCAUACGUGGUAAAAGAAGUUGAACGUCUUAAAGAGAAUCGUGAAAAACGACGCGCACAACAAGCACAAAUUAAGGAAGAAAAAGUGGCACUAAUGAAUCAAGAUCCUGGCAAUCCCAAUUGGGAGACAGCGCAGAUGAUUCGUGAAUAUCAAGGUAAUCUGGAAUUUAAUCCAUUAAUAGAUGGUCAAGAAUAUGAGGAUCAUCAAAUAACAGUUUGCGUACGUAAGCGACCGCUAAGUAAAAAGGAAGUAAACAAAAAAGAGAUAGAUGUCAUAUCUGUACCACGGAAAGAUACUUUAAUUGUACAUGAACCACGAAAUAAAGUUGAUUUAACAAAAUUUUUGGAAAACCAUAAAUUCCGUUUCGACUACGCAUUCGAUGACCAAUGUGAUAAUGCUGUUGUCUACAAAUACACUGCAAAGCCCUUAGUGCAAACUAUAUUCGAAGGAGGAAUGGCCACAUGUUUUGCCUACGGUCAGACAGGGUCUGGAAAAACACAUACUAUGGGUGGUGAAUUUAAUGGAAAAGUUCAGGAUUGCAAAAACGGCAUUUACGCUAUGGCUGCUAAAGAUGUUUUCGCAUUUUUAAAUAGCCAAAAAUAUCGUAGUUUGAGAUUGGUAGUAUCCGCAAGUUUCUUUGAGAUUUAUAGUGGCAAGGUAUUUGAUUUAUUAUCGGACAAACAAAAACUUAGAGUCCUAGAAGAUGGAAAGCAGCAAGUGCAAGUUGUUGGUUUGACAGAGAAAGUAGUCGAUGGUGUGGAAGAAGUUUUGAAACUUAUACAGCACGGAAACACUGCUCGUACAUCUGGUCAAACUUCAGCUAAUUCCAACUCAUCAAGGUCACAUGCAGUAUUCCAAAUUGUGCUUCGUCCACCUGGUUCAACAAAAAUCCACGGCAAGUUUUCAUUUAUUGAUUUAGCUGGUAACGAACGUGGUGCGGAUACCUCAUCUGCUAAUCGACAAACGCGUAUGGAGGGUGCUGAAAUUAAUAAAUCACUUUUAGCACUUAAAGAGUGUAUUCGUGCACUUGGUAAGCAAUCGGCUCAUUUACCUUUCCGUGUUUCAAAAUUGACACAAGUGCUACGUGACUCAUUUAUUGGUGAUAAAAGUAAAACCUGCAUGAUUGCAAUGAUAUCGCCCGGUUUAAGUUCGUGCGAACACACCUUAAAUACUCUAAGAUAUGCAGAUCGCGUAAAAGAACUUGUUGUUAAAGAUAUAACAGAUAUGUUACGUGAUGAUAAUUGUGAACAAAUUAUAGAAGAAGAUGAGGAUGAACAUGAUGAACAGAAAAGACCUUUGAAUCACAGUAAUCAUAACAAUAAUAAUAAAAAUGGACAAAUUUCUGAAAGUGACUUAGCUCUUUUAAGAUCAUUAAGCGAACAUGAUAUGUCAGAUGAAUUAUUAGUACAACACGCGGCAAUUUCAGACUUACAGCAAGCUGAAGAAAUGGUUGUAGAUCAACAUAGAGCAAUAAACGAAUUUCUUGCACAGUUUUUACCAGAAUCGCUAAGAUUAUAUAAUUUAACCAAUUACGUCGAUUAUGAUCAAGAUGCAUAUUGCAAACAGGGUGAAGCAUUAUUUACACAGCUGGCAGAGUUGGCAACAGGUUGCCGAGAUAUGAUGGCUGACUUUCGAACUAAGCUAGCAAAAGAGGAAAUGCUUUCGUGCACAGUUAAACCACUAAGUAAACGUUAAUUUACAUUCAUAUUGAUUUUUGAUAAUAAUUGAUGAUCCUUUUGAACACAUUAGUUUUAAAACUGGUUGAAAACUAAUUUUUAUACUUUUCUAUUUAAUUUAUAAAUCAGUAGGAGUAUUAUAUAAUUAUGCAUAUGCGGCUGUACGAUAAUAAAAGCCAUCAGUAUGCAAUUCUGUAGUAAAGGAUGCAAUUUAAAAAUAGUAUUUUGGAACGAUGUUUUUGUUUUUCCCAUGAGAUCGCAUAUGCAUGAUUUACUUAUUUUUUUAUUCUGUAACUAAAUGUUUAAUAAUAUGCUUAUA